GGAUCGUGCAGGCAUUCCGGAUCGUGUACUGACACGCGCUUGCUUCACUGAAAGCUUCCGGGAUUUCUCGAUACGCUCUAAAGUCUCGGCACAGAACGUAACAUCACUAAUAAAGGACCACACUCAAAAGAGCAAGGAUAUACCCGCUGGUCAUUUUUGUUAGUGCUUACUCAAAUGAUGCAGUUUAAUGCGCCAUUUAAUAUCAGUAAAAUGAACAAUAUUUUUAUGCUGUUUCUACUUUCACUUCCAUUUUUAACAGCUGCUUCAAAAGGCUCUCAUUCUUUGUGGUUGCUUGGAACUUACAUUAAAGGACAAACACCCUUUCCUGAAUUUAGUUUGUUGUUGAUGGUGGAUGAUGUCAGAGUUCUGUAUUAUAACGGUGACACAAAGACCUUCGUUCGAAGAGGAACUCCAACAAAUGAAGAUUCUGUGCUAGAUUCCAACCUUAUAUCUACUAUUAGUAACUACAUUCUAGGAAGUUUUGAGAAAAAAUAUUUUUGGAUUGCAUCAAGAGAAAAUUUUAAUAAAACAGAUAGUACUCAUGUCCUACAAGGUCUGGUUUUGUGUGAGCUGAACGAUGAUGCUGAACAAGGACAAAUGGUCACACGGAAUUCUUUCCAAGGCUUUACUACAGAUGAGUUGCGAUACAUUGACAACAAUUUUAGUUAUGAGUGUGGCUUAAAUGUCACAGCUGAGACUGUGAAAUGGCAUCUUGACAUCUCUAUGUGGCGCCAUGAACAUAUAUACUACCCAGCCUGCAUGAAGACUCUAAAGGGUUAUCUUGAAAAAAGAAGAAACCAAGUAAAUAGAAAAGUGAAACCUACAGUCAGACUCCUGCAUAAAGCAAAAUCAGUCUCUGGAGGGUCUAGGAUGAUUUGUCUGGCAACAGGAUUUUAUCCUCGUCACAUCGAUCUGACCCUGUUCAGAGACGGACAGCCUGUAGCUGAUCAUGAGAUCACUGGAGGAGAUCUGCUGCCCAAUGAUGACGGGACAUAUCAGAUGAAGAAGAUUUUGGAGAUCAGUGAAGAAGAACAGAGAGAGAAACACAAAUACACCUGCACUGCCACACAUGUCAGUCUAGACAACAAACUGAACAACAGUUUAGAGUUUGUUCAUGGGAAACCAUUAAAGUCAGUGAUUUCUAUUCUGACCAUUUUGGCAUUCGUUAUUGUGAUUGCGACUUUGGCUGCAGUAAUUAUAUGGAGACAACCACAUGCAGCUUCUGAAAGUAAUUAUUCAUCUGCUUCUACAUCAGAAGAACGUGUGGACACACCAUCAUAGAGUUCAUAUUUUUAUGAUGGGAAGCUACAAGAAUUAAUAACCACCUUUAAAUAAUGAUCAGUAAUCACCCUGCUGGUGAUGAAAGCAUCAACUAGUUUCUCUAAAUCUUGGUUUGAGACAAAACAUCUGAUUCUGGCUAUGUUUCUGAGAUGGUAGUAUGCGGAUUUGCUUAUUGCUUUGACAUGACUGCUGAAACUAAGGUCAGACUCUAAAAUGACACCAAGAUUUUUUACCUUACUUUGUGUCUUUAGACCUCUUAAGUCAAGGUAGCCUACUGUAGCUCACUGGUGUUCUCAUUUGUGAAUCUCUUUUUUACUGAGAUGGGUCUAUCUUCAGUGGCAGGACUGAUUGAUAUAUCAAAGAAAAUACAGAAAUGAUCAGACAGCGCCACAUCUCUAAUAAUAGUGGAUGAAAUGUUUAGGCCUUUGCUAAUGAGCAGAUCCAGAGUGUGCCCACGAUUGUGUGUGGGACCGUGCACAUGUUGGAUCAGAUCAAAAGUGUUUAAAACAUUUAAGAGUUCAUUUGCAGUGUUGUUUUCUGUCUUGUCUACAUGAAUAUUAAAAUCUCCAGCAAUAACAAAGCAGUCAAAUUUUGAGGAAAUAGCUGAUAGAAGUUCUGAAAAGUCAUCAACAAAGACUGGGGAGUAUUUGGGAGGUCUGUAAAUAAUUGUAAACAGAAUGCGUGGUGCACCUUUUAAAGCAAUACUCACGUAUUCAAAGGACAGGUAGUCACAAAGUAACACUUGCUUGCAUUGAAAGAGAUCUUUAAAUAGAGCAGCUAUUCCUCCACCUCUCCUAAUAGCUCUGCAAACAUUUAUAAAAGUAAAGUUUGGGGGGCAGAUUCAUUGAGGAUUGUAGCACUACAACUAUCAUCUAACCAAGUUUCAUUUAGAAACAUGAAGUCCAAUUUGUUACUGGUGAUGAGGUCAUUAACCAAAAAGGAUUUGUUUUUUAGUGAACGGAUGUUCAAAAGUGCUAAUUUAGUAACUGUUUUUUGUUUUUUAUCCCUGUCAUUCUCAGAGUGACGUCUAAUAGGUAGUAGAUUAGAUAGUUUUGCCAUAUGACUGGAAAGGGCCUUAGUUUUUCGCUUACUUAUCAGGACAGAUAUAAGGAAAACUAAAGGAACACUGGGUUCCCACUUGUUCUGUAAAUAUUUGAGAUUGUUGCUGUUAUCAUAGCGGGGACCCAAUUCAUAUCAGUUACCAGUUUAGUAGAUGUAUAUGAUGUAGUGGUCUUAAACCGGUGGUUCGGUGUAUCCUCACUAUCACUCCAUGAUCUUUUCUCAGUAAAUAUUGAGGUUCUCUGUUUAGAUCUGCUCUGUACCAGGAAAGCAUAACAUCGCUGCUUCUUGUAUUAUAUGUGCAGGUUAAUGUCACAAGCUCUCCUUCUUUCUUGAAUAUAUUAGUGUCCUUGUCCUGUGGACCAAUGCUGUCAGCAAAUCCACCUAAAAUAAAACUGAACACAUCAAUACAUUUAAAACAUUUUGUCAAAAGCAUCAUGUGAUCUUAUUUUAAAUAAUUUAUAGAUAUAUUAAAUGUGUUUACAGUGUAAGUGAUGUUUACCUGAUAUUGUUAUGAGAAUCACUAGAUAUCUCUCCAUCUUAUUGCAUCAGAUUGAGUUUGUUUAAUAGUUUAUGAUGACAGUCUUAUGAGGUUUUACUACAGUGUGAGUUUGUUGGAGGUUUAUACUCAUUAGUUUUAUAGAUAACUGCAGUGAAGAGAUGAUCUGCUGUUUCUGAAUAGUGUGGGUGUGGCCAGUGACAUCAGAACCCAAACACUUUCAUCAUUGACCGUAUCCUGAUUCACAGAUUUUGUGGGAAAUGUCAGUUAUACGUUGUGUAAAGAUACACAUGUAAAGAAUC
Molecule: messenger RNA, 3141 nt
Organism: Triplophysa rosa
Lineage: Eukaryota; Metazoa; Chordata; Actinopteri; Cypriniformes; Nemacheilidae
Product: hereditary hemochromatosis protein homolog
Exons: 7
Coding region: 175-1281 (368 amino acids)
Biological process (GO): immune response
Cellular component (GO): external side of plasma membrane
Source: RefSeq, a predicted model, not a curated record